Molecule: messenger RNA, 741 nt
Organism: Gymnogyps californianus (California condor)
Lineage: Eukaryota; Metazoa; Chordata; Aves; Accipitriformes; Cathartidae
Gene: SFN
Product: stratifin
Exons: 1
Coding region: 1-741 (246 amino acids)
Biological process (GO): signal transduction
Cellular component (GO): cytoplasm
Molecular function (GO): protein kinase binding
Source: RefSeq, a predicted model, not a curated record
AUGGCAAGAAACCACCAAGUGCAGAAGGCCAAGCUGGCCGAGCAGGCUGAGCGCUAUGAGGACAUGGCGGACUUCAUGAAGGCGGUGGUGGAACAUGGGGACGAGUUGUCCAACGAGGAACGCAACCUCCUCUCCGUCGCCUACAAGAACGUGGUGGGGUGCCAGCGCUCGGCGUGGAGGGUCAUCUCCAGCAUCGAGCACAAAACCGAAGAGGGGGACGACAAAGCGCAGCUGGUGAACGAGUAUCGGGAGAAGGUGGAAAGGGAGCUGAAUUGCGUCUGCAAGAACGUCCUGGCCUUGCUGGACAAGUAUCUCAUCAAGAAGGCGAGCGAUGCUGAGAGCAAGGUCUUCUACCUGAAGAUGAAGGGCGACUACUUCCGAUACCUGGCCGAGGUGGCCACCGGGGACGACCGCAAGAAGACGAUAGACAACGCCCAGGAAGCCUACCAAGAGGCCAUGGACAUCAGCAAAAAGGAGAUGCAGCCCACGAACCCCAUCCGCCUGGGGCUGGCGCUCAACUUCUCCGUCUUCCACUACGAGAUCGCCAACGCCCCCGACCAGGCCAUCUCCCUGGCCAAGACCACCUUCGACGAGGCCAUGGGGGACCUGCACACGCUCAGCGAAGACUCCUACAAGGACAGCACCCUCAUCAUGCAGCUGCUCAGGGACAACCUCACGCUAUGGACAGCCGAGUGCGCCGGAGAAGACGGCGGCGAGGCUGGCGAAGAGCCCAAGAACUGA